This is a messenger RNA of Meloidogyne enterolobii, 716 nucleotides long. NCBI's taxonomy places the organism in Eukaryota, Metazoa, Nematoda, Chromadorea, Rhabditida, Meloidogynidae. The record is from the annotation of a GenBank genome assembly.
UUGUGGGGAAAGUUGAACUUCGGUUCUUCCCUUUUUCUUUCCGUAAGUUAAAAAUGGUCAGAUCUCUUUUUUCAAUAGGUUUAGCCUAUUUCAAAAAUAUUUUUUAUCUGGAUAGGAGCCCUACUAAUCAAGAGUUUUGGUGCACACGCAAUGUACCUAAUCUUUGGUUCUAAAACGCAGAGCGGGUACUUGAUAGCCAUUUUAGAGCGAGCUGGAUCUGGUCCAGACCUUGAUUUUUCUUAGAUCCAGAGUCCAGAUUAAGGCAUUUUUCAGCGUUUUUUUUAUUUUUCCUUGAAUCAAGAUCCUUGAUCUGGUCAAGGUACCUGACAAAAAUCAAGAAUCAAGGUUUUUUCGAAAAUCUCGCUCUCUAUUAGCCAUAGGGUAAUGUUUUACUCAUUUUAACACAAGUCUGACCAUUUUUAAUAAGAAAAGGAUAUGGGGGUCGAAAUUGAAUUUUACUAAUUUUACCAACAAAUUUAGCUGCUAAUAUGCAUUCUUCAAUGUCUAGAACCCAAAGGUCACGGCUACGGGCUGAUGAUACUACUGGAAAAUACAAGUUAUUAAAAACGAUUGGAAAGGGCAAUUUUGCAAAGGUCAAGUUGGCUAAACACAUUCCAACAGGUGUUGAAGUUGCUAUUAAAAUUAUUGAUAAAACUGCCUUAAAUCCGAGCAGCCUUCAAAAGGUUUUAAUUUUUUGUUUGGUUCUUGUUAGUUAG